CGUUAUCGACCAAUACCUCUAUUCAACCAGAACCGAUUGGUAGCAGGAUAGUUAACUAUUUACAUUGUAGUAACCUGAACAACCUCUACGUGAUCACAUUUGGUCGAGCACACAUGGUAACAGUUAGUGUAUGUGUGUCGAUAAUGAAUGCGUUGAUAUGUGGAGAAUUGUGUUCCUAAAGGGAAAAAGGAAUGUAGUCAAGACAGGGCGAAUAGAGUAUGUUAAAAUAAUCUAAAUUGAUUCCAUAAUCAUUAAUCUCGAAAUAAAGAACUAAGAUAUCAAAACCAAGUUUACGGCGAUAUCUUAAUGUAUGUGAACAGUGCUCAACAGGUUUAGACACAAAAAUUUCAAUAAACUUGAUAAUUUUUGCAGAGGAUCAGGUUGCUAUCAUAUGGAUAUAUAAUUUAAAGAAAAUCGAUCAAUGACAUGUUACAAGGAAUUCAGCGUGUGUCUGCUUGGACAUCACCGACAAUGGCCUGUGAAUGAUAUUAUUGUAGGACAAACCACGCAGUCCAACAACAGGCUUGGUGGUGACAACAUUAUUGACACAGGAAAGAGAUCUUCAUGUUCGACUGCCAGGGAAAUCAUGAUGCGGAAUUGGUGCAAGGGAUCAAAUUUGUCGUAUUACUGACGAGGGAGAUAAUCAAUAUUCAUCGCCGGCGCCUAAUCACCUCAAGAAUUAUACCAGAGAAUAACGGAAAUUGAUAUGAAUUCCGACAUGGAUGUUUCAUCCAAACAUAAUUUGACAACUUAAAAUAUCAGCUUGUCAUGUGAAGGAAUGAAAAACAACCAAUUUAACCAAGAUAUCCUAGAAUAAUACGUAGUGUGUACGAGAGACAAAUAUUCCUUUUCACGUUUUUGACAAUGGAAAAUGGGUUUACAUGUUAAAGUGUUACUCCUACGAUACAUUUCUCAAAAUUCCAUGCCAUUUUGUGAGAUCCGAUUAGAAACAAAAACCAACAUCCGUAUUUCCAAAUCAAAGUUUUUCUAAUGAAACGCUGUAUCAUGGGGAAAUGCAAUUUGUUUUAUCCAAUCAAUAUCAAACCAGAAAGUCAAGCUGCAUGUUCCGUUAUGGAAUUUCGUGUAAUUAUACAGAACAUUGACUUAAUCGAUCAUUCAUUUUAAUUUUUCGGAAUUUUCUUUAAAGUUCUCAUUCGACACCGAUUCCUCUAUCGAUCGAAAGAUGUGCGAUAUUUGAUAAAUCUACCUCAGUAUUUUAACCAUGGAGAAUUGUUCGGCAGGGGCGAAGGGAAUUACCUUCUAUGAUUUAAGCCCGGGAAUGAUUGUCGCCUGUAUAGCUCUUGGAUGUAUCAAUCUCGUCGUACUCCUUGGUAACAGCUUAGUGAUCACAGCUGUAAUACGGAACAGGAAGUUGCGUACAAUCACAAAUAUUUAUAUAGUGUCACUAGCAUGUGCCGAUAUGCUCCUCGCAAUUUUUGUUCUUCCAUUUUCUGCUGCUUUAGAAGUUUUACACUUUUGGCCAUUCGGACAACCAUUUUGUACCAUGUGGCUAGCUAUUGAUGUUUUACUAUGUACAGCAUCCAUCCUAAAUCUGUGUGCCAUCAGUUUAGAUAGAUUUCUAGCCGUUACAAAACCAAUUCGAUACCCUAGUCUCGUUUCAAAAAAGAGAGGAAAGAUUUUAGUGAUGUGUGUGUGGGUACUGUCGUUUGUGAUUUCAUUCCCGCCACUAAUUGGUUGGAAUGACGAGAAUAACGGAAUCCAGAAACAUCAGAAGAACUGGUUGAUAACCAAAGUGGAAGAAAAUAACGACACAAAGUGGAGUUAUAACUCAACAAUAAACAAUGUAUACAACGAAAGGGAUAUAAAUGACACCGUUUGUGUGAAGCUAUACCCGGAGUGUGAACUGACAACUACUAAAGGUUAUAGAGUGUACGCUGCCCUUGGCUCCUUUUAUAUCCCAAUGUUUAUCAUGUCGUUUUUUUACUGCCGGAUAUACAGAGCUGCUACACGUACAGCCGCGGCGCUCAGAACAGGGAUAUUGAUGACCAAGCGCUCAGACGAGCCAGCAAACAAGUGUCAAAAGGUUGACACGAUUGCCCUCCGUGUCCAUCGCGGAGGUGGCUCAAUUUACCGAUCACCUUCAAAUAUUUCAAGUAGAAGAGCGUCAUAUCUCGUCUGUGGUAAAGAUGACAAAUUAGCAAAUGGCAACAGCGAUAUUGAACUUUUACCAAUACGUAAUCGCUCAAUUUCGUGCAAUAAUAAUAAUAGGUCCCUAACUCAUAACUACUCCGACUCUGAUUUAAGGAAUGGUACGUUCCGUCAGAAACAUAGGUGCACGCCGGAUCCUGCGAGUGACAGUGUUGCCGUCUAUCUUGGUACCUCCGCCUCUCCGCGAACGCAUUGUCCGGAAAGUCCCUAUCAGAACCGGAAGUUGAUAGUUAGCAACCGGAACUAUAGUCAGACAAACAGACGUCAUCGUUCUGUGCUUUUUAUCAACGACGGACAAUCUAAUCAAAAGAUUAACAUACGUAAAUUUCUAAGAGAUACAAAGGCGGCAAAAACCGUUGCUAUCAUAGUUGGCGCUUUCAUUCUUUGUUGGUUUCCGUUUUUUACGAUUUAUUUGAUUGGUGCAUUUUGUGCCGACUGUGUACCCGGUUUAGCAUUUUCAAUAUUUUUUUGGCUUGGGUAUUGUAAUUCAAUGAUAAAUCCUUUCAUUUAUGCUUUAUUUUCAAGGGAUUUUAGAUUUGCAUUUCGAAGAAUUCUUCAUUGCAGGAGAUUUUCUCGAACAUGUUUAUUCCGACGAUCGGACCAGUCCGCAUGUAACAAGAGAAUGGUUGGCUCCCCAGUUCUAGAAAGUGAAAGUUAUUCAGACUUUUGAUUGCCAUAUGACGUACUUAUUACAUAAUCGUUUACUAUACUUUAACGAAUUUUCCUUUCAUACCCACGUGCAACGCGUUGUUGAAAUAGAGGCUUAAUGUCCAAAACGAAAAUUCAAUUUUCUAUGUAUAUUUCAAAUCUGUAUGUUCUAAUUGAAUGUCUAAAGUAGCUCAUAUGCCAUAACGACCAUCUUAGUUGUGAAAUAGUUCAGUCAAGUUGUCGCUUUUUAACCUGCCCAUCAGCGCCUGGAGGUCAAUCGGGGUCAACGUUUGCAUACCAUCAAACUGCUAACCCACUGAUAAUUCUAGCCAUGUUUGAAAUAUAUGCAAUUGAAAUCCCACAAAUGAUGCUCAAAAAGGUUAUUCUCUUCUUUAAACUAUAAUAAAGUUUACCCACUUCCCAGAGGGAAACGCGAGACCCAAGCCCCAUCCCAGAAGCCCUUUGGAGGCUGGGACCAUAUGAUAGAACAAUUUAUAGUAAUGAUAUCGCAAAAAUCUUUAAAAUCGAUUAAUUGGCGAGCUAUUUUUAUAUAAUUGCAUGGAAUGAAUAUAUUUUAUGGCGUCAUUAACAGCAGCAUGUAUGAAUAUAGAAGGGAUAUAUUCCAAAAAUACUUAAUUUAGUACUAAUACUGAAAACAUCCAAUCUAAUUAAAAUAGAGAUGUUUAUUCUCUAGUGAGAAUGACCAUCUAGAUUUUUAUUAGAUUGGAAAACAUCCACCCAUCUAGUCCGAAGUGAAGACGAAACAUUUACACGUAUAUAUUUAGAUGGUGCACGGAGUCAUUGAAACACUACAUUAUCUUGCAGAGUCGUUACUUACAAUGAGCCAAACAACAACAAAAAAUAUAUGUGAAACUAACUGCUGUAUUGUCAAGAUUUCGUUCGCUGCUUUUGUCAUUUAUGAAAUGCGUCCGCCCAUUUACUGAUGUGAAACUAAUAAGCAUAAAGUGCUAACAAUGCUAUUACGCCUAAGAUAUUUUUGAAUAAAUCUACAUUUGGCGUAAUUUCAGGGGCUGCUGUAUUAUUACGUCACAAAGGUAUUACAAUAUGUGACACUAUCAAACGCAUGUACAUUGCUGGUAACGUAAAUAGACUUCCAAGUUGAAUUGUAAAUUUUAUCCUCGGGUUAUAAACUAAAUGUUAAGUUCUCGAGAGCAAGUACACUAUAUAUUCACAAACCCUUGUUUGAAUUUUUCGUAAAUUGUUGUGAAAUUUACAUGUGUUUCAAUAUCACAAUUAGAUUUAUUAAGUCAAAGACAGUUCGAUAUCGCCCCAUCCGACAACCCAGUGUUUCUUCUAGAUUUUUUUUCACUGAUAGUGCUUUUAAUUUUGUCGCACGGUGGAUUCAGUGGUGUAAAAGACAGCGUUAUUUUAAAAAUAGAAAUGCGCAAGCAGUUAAAUUGUAUAUAUGGAACUAUAUAUUAUAUUUAGUAAAAAAAAAAUGAAAUAUCUU
This is a messenger RNA of Pecten maximus, 4288 nucleotides long. Its product is annotated as probable G-protein coupled receptor No9. The record is from RefSeq and is a predicted model, not a curated record. Gene Ontology annotation, molecular function: G protein-coupled amine receptor activity. Gene Ontology annotation, biological process: adenylate cyclase-activating adrenergic receptor signaling pathway. Gene Ontology annotation, cellular component: membrane. The transcript has 2 exons. Bases 1223 to 2839 code for a protein of 538 amino acids. NCBI's taxonomy places the organism in Eukaryota, Metazoa, Mollusca, Bivalvia, Pectinida, Pectinidae.